GUCACGUGGCCGGAUGUAUUUCGUUGGAGAUACAGGAAGCGUUACCGCAGGGAGAGUGAGCGAGCAAGGGAGGUGGAGUGGGGCGCUUGAAUGAAACGGGCAGGCCGUGAAAACACUGCCAUCUCUCAAAUCAGGACCGCACUGGCCACGGCUGGGAUGUGGGUGGCAUCAUGAGCGUGAAAGCUUUUGAGCUGGUUCCCGCCGUGGAGCGGGAGCAAGUGAUGGGUGAAAAGGUGCGGAUAAUCAUCGAAUGCAUAGAGUGCUGCGGCAAACACCUGUACCUUGGCACCAGUGACUGCUUCAUCCAUCACUUCCUACUAGAGGAACACACUACAGCCAAAGGUAAGCUGGCCUACAGUGCCCAGAAGCUCCUCCACAAAUACCUGGGCCUGAAGAAGCCAGUGGCUGAGCUGAAGGCUGCCUCUGCGUUGGAGCGUCUAAUUGUCCUCUGUGACUCAUGCAUUAUUGUUGUGGACAUGGUUACUCUGGAGCCUGUGCCCACUGGUGGCACAAAGCUCAAAGGUGUGACUGCGUUUUGUAUCAAUGAGAAUCCAGUGACAGGGGAUGCGUUCUGUGUGGAAAUGGCAGUGGUUUUGGCACGCAGACGGGCUGUCCAGAUCUGUACAGUCCAUGAGGACCGAGUGCAGAUGAUAAAGGAAGUAACCACACCAGAGCAGCCCUGUGCUCUGAGCCUGGAUGGAUUCAAUAUCUGUCUUGCCCUGUCCACACAGUAUAUGAUUCUCAACUACAACACAGGAGCCUCUCAGGACCUGUUCCCUUAUGACUGUGAAGAAAGGAAACCCAUUGUGAAGAGGAUUGGCCGGGAAGAGUUUCUCCUGGCUGCUCCAGGCGGGCUCGGGAUGUUUGCUAACGCGGAGGGCAUAUCUCAGCGUGCUCCGGUGAGCUGGUCAGAGAGCGUGAUUGCGGCGGCUGUGUGUUUCCCGUAUGUGGUCGCUCUGGAUGAAGGCUUUGUGACCGUUCACAGCAUGUUGGACCAGCAGCUCAAACAGACGCUAUCUUUCAGAGAUGGACACCUUUUACAGGAUUUUGAAGGUAAGGUGGUCUUAGCCUCUUCAAAAGCAGUGUAUAUACUGGUUCCUCUACCUCUGGAGCGUCAGAUCCAAGACCUGUUGGCAAACCAUCGAGUCGAAGAGGCCCUGACCCUCACCGAGGCGGCACAGAGAAACAUUCCCAAAGAAAAAUAUCAGAUAUUGCACAAAAGAAUUCUCCAACAAGCAGGAUUCAUCCAGUUUGGCCAGCUACAGUUCUUAGAAGCAAAAGAGCUUUUUAGGAAAGGACAGCUUGAUGUACGGGAGCUGAUCUCUCUUUAUCCACUGCUCCUUCCCGCCUCUUCCUCUUUCACCCGUUGCCAUCCACCGCUUCAUGAAUUUGCUGACUUGAACCACCUGACGCAAGGAGACCAGGAGAAGGUACAACGCUUCAAACGUUUCCUCAUUAGCUACCUGCACGAGGUGCGUAGCAGCGACAGUGCUAAUGGUUUCCGUGAAGAUGUAGAUACUGCAUUGCUGAAGCUCUACGCAGAGACCGGCCACGAGAGUCUCCUUGACUUGCUGGCUUCCGAUAAUGCCUGUGUCUUGUCAGACAGCGCCCCCUGGCUGGAGAAGCAUCACAAGUAUUUUGCUCUUGGGCUUCUGUAUCACUACAAUGGUCAAGAUUCUGCUGCUUUACAGAUGUGGAUAAAGAUUGUCAAUGGCGAUCUCCAGGACUCAACGCGACCAGAUCUGUUUGAAUAUGUUGUGGAUUUUCUUAGUUUUUGCUCCAACCUUGAUCUUGUGUGGCGGCAUGCAGACUGGGCACUACAGAAGGAUCAAAAGGUUGGUGUGCAGAUCUUCACCAAAAGGUUUACCUCGGAGGAGAAGACGGGCCAGUUAAACCCAGAUGACGUGAUCACGUAUUUGCAGAAGCACAAUCAAGCCCUUCUGCUCUACCUGGAACACCUUGUUCUAGAGAAGAGAUUGCAGAAAGAGAAGUGUCACACACAUCUAGCUGUGCUGUAUGCAGACAGAGUGCUGGGCCUGAUCUCACGACCUUCAGCCACUGAGGACCAGCUCUCUGCUGCCCGCCAGAAACUACAACGGUUACUGAAAGAGUCUAAUCUGUACAGGGUCCAGUUACUACUAGGUAAAGUUCAGGACUCGGAGCUGCUGCUGCUUGAGCGAGCUACUCUACAUGGGAAGUUAGAGGAACAUGACAAGGCCUUGCACAUUCUAGUGCACCAGCUGAAAGACUCUGCUGCAGCUGAGGAAUAUUGCUCUUGGGCCUCUGCGUCUCAUGACCAGUUCUACCGUCAGAACCUUUUCCAUCAACUUUUGAGUGUUUACUUGGACCCGGAUGUACCAGGAGGGGCACAAACAGUAGCUGCCGCUGACUUGCUUAACCAGAACGCUGACAUUUUUGAUGCAGUGCGUGUGUUAAAGCUCCUUCCAGAGGAGUGGUCUCUAACAUUACUCCGUCCUUUCCUGUGCGGGGCGCUGAGGGCCAGUGUGCAUGCACGGUGCACUUCCCAGAUUGCAGUGGGGCUGGCCAGAGCACAAAAUCUCCAGCUUCAGCAUGACAGGCUCAAGUAUCGAGGUGGCCCAAUAUUAGUGUCUGAAAAGAAAGGAUGCCAGCUGUGCCACAAUACCUUUAGCGAGCCAGACUGCGCCUGUUUGCCUGGCGGAACACCUGUCCACAUUCACUGUGUCGCCAAGAAAACCCUGAACUUACCAGUAGAGCGGCAACACGAAAAUGCCCACCGCAGCAACCACACAUGAAGCUGAUGAGUGCCAUGGAGCAGUGGAGACAUGCUGGCAUCGUACCUGUACCGCACACACAGGGAGAAGGCUGAGUGCAUAGAACAGCCAUUCAGAGCCCUUGGUGCGACCAGGACCUGCAAAUGAGUGUGUGGAUGUCUGAUUACUAUUUAUUCCAUAAUCCCUCUGUGGGCACACACAACGCUGACAAUGAAUAUGAGAAUAUUUUAAUGAACGUCAAACAAAAACUCUAAAGAAAACCUGACAACGUCUUUUUGGUCAGUUGAUCUUUUUAGCAUUGCCUUAUAAUGAAUGACUGGUCCAGUGGCUUUUUAAAUGGAUUGUGUCAAUAAUAACUAUUGCUUGCAUACUGUUUGGGGUCUGGAUGCUAGUGUCUUGACUGUCUGUUCUCUGUGAGCAGAAUUCUCCAAAAUGAGUGUACUGUAUGUAAUUAAGCUGGUCACUAGGUUUCAUUAAACAAACAAAACACCAAAGUUACCUGCUCUGUUCUCAGAGAGUGACAAGUUCUAGCCUUAAUUGAUUACGUCAUGAUUCAUUUAAUAUAAGGGAGCAAUGCUCAAAGACAUAUUUUUCAUAAUUUCAUUAGGAGUAUGGUUUGUGGUCAAAGAUAUUUCAAACCAUUUAAUAGCGAUACAUUUAUAGUCUGAUCUGGAAAAACUUCAAAGUUACAUCAUAGUGUUAUGUAAGAUUCUCCAAUGAAAGUCUGAUUAAUGAGCACAACCCAAGAAAGAUAUUCUUGUUCGCCUCUCUCCUUUCCACGUCAGGUUAACUUGCCUUGAUAUUUGCAUUUUAAAGUCAAGUUUAAGUGAAAUUGUGGUCAUAUCAAAACAAACCAAUGGACUCAGGCUGUGCUGUUUUUGUGUAUAACUAAAUGCUAAAGUGUAUAUAUUACAUCCAACUGUUUGUUUCUCAUAUGCAUGUGUGGUGAUAUGGAUAUGAGUGCUCAUGUCUUAAGAAUGCUAAGCUGUGAUUUUAAUGAUAUAUAUAAUUUUAACAUGCUAAAUUACAUGUCAUGUUUUGGGACGCACGGUAGCAAACAGCCGCUGGAGGUUUUGCCUGAUUUAUAACCUCAUCUCUUAAUAAGCAGGCUGUUUGAAAAUAAACGUGUAAAAUGACUUCGGUUAUGACAAGGGAAAGGCAGGGUGACUAGUUGCCUUGAGGUAUUUUACAUAAACGGUUUAACAAGUACUGCCCUGGUAACUGUGUACAAGGAUUAUGGUAAAUAAUAUGUAUUUUUUACAUUUGUCCCACUGUUAAAUACAUAAAUUACUUUGGGUAUUGUACACAAUGCCUGUGUAGUAAAGUGUAUGUGCGCUACUGGGUCUUUGCUUUGGUUUGCUGAUGCCUUUUUCCUGAAAAAAAAAAAAAAGAUCCAUUCGUCGUGUGCAACAAAACGUUCCUCCGCUUUACUGUCUAAAGAAGAGACUGUAAACUUUUUCAGCUUGAGCAGUUAUAAAUGGAAAUCCUCUGUUGCUACAUAUCUUUAUAUCCACAAAGUAUUUUAUACAUAAAAAAAAUACAUAGAUACUGAUGUGUAUAUACUGUAUUAUUAACUAUUUGUUGCUUUGUAAAUCGAUGCCAGUGUGGGUGGAAUGUACAGAAUGUAAGACGUCCAUUUUAAUUAAUAAAACUAUGCCUACAUGAAUGGAAA
Messenger RNA from Carassius auratus (goldfish), 4425 nucleotides. RefSeq names its product transforming growth factor-beta receptor-associated protein 1 homolog. Bases 171 to 2774 code for a protein of 867 amino acids. The record is from RefSeq and is a predicted model, not a curated record. Gene Ontology annotation, cellular component: membrane; cytoplasm. Lineage: Eukaryota; Metazoa; Chordata; Actinopteri; Cypriniformes; Cyprinidae. Gene Ontology annotation, biological process: endosomal vesicle fusion; intracellular protein transport; autophagy. The transcript is spliced from 12 exons.